Messenger RNA from Aspergillus wentii DTO 134E9, 547 nucleotides. RefSeq lists its product as uncharacterized. Lineage: Eukaryota; Fungi; Ascomycota; Eurotiomycetes; Eurotiales; Aspergillaceae. Gene Ontology annotation, biological process: regulation of DNA-templated transcription. Gene Ontology annotation, molecular function: DNA-binding transcription factor activity, RNA polymerase II-specific; zinc ion binding. The transcript is spliced from 2 exons. The coding region runs from base 43 to 435 and encodes 130 amino acids. The record is from RefSeq and is a predicted model, not a curated record.
CUUCAACAACAUUGAUUUCCUCCGCAUUGCCUUGAAAGCGAAAUGCAAGGGAUAAAGCGAACUCGUCAUCGUGUGCCAAAAGCUUGUCUGGUUUGUCGCUGUCGUAAAACGAGAUGUGACAUUCCUAUUAUGGGGGCCAGGUGUUUGGCUUGCGAGAAACGUGAUACCAACUGUGUAUAUAAGGGCUCCACGCAGCAGAGGCCCACCAGGUAUCUUGUUUCUCCUUGUGCAGUUUCCGCGAAUUUCAAAUUAACCAUACAGAUAUAUAGAAGAGAAGCAGGUGCAAUCAUCUGGCUUGAGUUUGAUACCUUUGUCGACAGAACUCGAUUAUCAACCCAGCUUUACCCCAGCCGAUCAGCAUAUUCCCCAGUCUAUCUUGGGGCCAGAAGGAAAUACUAUUCUCGAGGCAGACUUGCCAACUCUAGCGGGGCUUAAUGCCCAAUUUUAUCCUGCCGAUCCCAUUAGUCCAAUUUACCCUUCAGAACCAACGCCUGGAAGAGUCUUUGAUUAUUUCUCGAGAUCGGGCGAUGACGAUCUUCUCAAUUUG